AAUUAUAGUUAUGUGGCACCACACCCAGGUGUGUUGUUUUUUUUAAACAGGGUCUUACUACAUCUUUCAGGCUGGUGUCAGAUUGAUAGCAUUCCUCCUGCGUCAGCCUCUUGAGUGCUGAGAUUACAGGCUUGUGCCACCAUGCCUGGCUUAAACCAUGUUUUUAUAAGACUAGGUUUAUAAAUUAUAAAGACAAAUCCUAGGUUAGAAAAGGCCUUCAAUAUCAAGGUAUGUCUCCCUUGAAAGGUUUCAUUGUCUUCGUUAGAGACUGGUUUCAACCAUUUGUUUGGUUUUUUGCAGUACUGGGGCUGGAACCCAGGGCCUUGUGCAUGCUAGACAAGUGCUCUACCGGCCCUUAGCAGGACUAUUGAAAUCACCUGUCCUAGUAGGAAGCCUGACCCCGGACACUCCUGUGACAAACUGUGCAACUGCUUCCUCUGGCGUUUGUGGACAGGAAACACUUCCUCUUACAGUGGAGCUGGCCCAAAAGUCAGGCGGAGGAGCAGUGUAUAACUGUGCCGUCCUCUCCCGCAGUGUUUUCCAUGGGAAACAGUACAAGCAGACUCUACAGUGCUCUGGCCAAGACCCUGAACAGCAGCACCGCCUCUCAGCACCCAGAGUACUUGGUGUCACCUGACCCAGAACAUCUGGAGCCCAUUGAUCCUAAAGAGCUUCUGGAGGAAUGCAGGGCUGUCCUGCAUACUCGGCCUCCCCGCUUCCAGAGAGACUUUGUGGAUCUGAGGGCAGAAUGCCCCAGCAGCCACCCACCCAUUCGGGUCAUGCAGUGGAACAUCCUCGCCCAAGCUCUCGGAGAAGGCAAAGACAACUUUGUACAGUGCCCUGUUGAAGCGCUCAAGUGGGAAGAGCGGAAAUGCCUCAUCCUAGAAGAAAUCCUAGCCUACCAGCCCGACAUCCUGUGCCUCCAGGAGGUGGACCACUAUUUCGACACCUUCCAGCCGCUCCUCAGUAGAUUGGGCUACCAGGGCACAUUCUUCCCCAAGCCCUGGUCCCCUUGUCUAGAUGUCGAACAUAACAAUGGGCCAGACGGCUGCGCCUUGUUUUUCCUCCAGAACCGAUUCAAGCUGGUCAACAGUGCCAAUAUCCGGCUGACGGCCAUGACACUGAAAACCAACCAGGUGGCCAUUGCCCAGACCCUAGAGUGCAAGGAAUCCGGGCGACAGUUCUGCAUCGCUGUCACCCACCUGAAAGCACGCACCGGCUGGGAGCGGUUUCGAUCAGCCCAGGGCUGUGACCUUCUCCAGAACCUCCAGAACAUCACCCAGGGAGCCAAGAUUCCCCUGAUUGUCUGUGGGGACUUCAAUGCAGAGCCCACCGAAGAGGUCUACAAACACUUCGCUUCCUCCAGCCUCAAUCUGAACAGUGCCUACAAGCUGCUGAGUGCCGAUGGGCAGUCCGAGCCGCCCUAUACCACCUGGAAGAUCCGGACCUCGGGGGAGUGCAGGCACACCCUGGACUACAUAUGGUACUCCCAGCGCGCACUCAGCGUGAGGUCGGCACUUGACUUGCUCACUGAAGAACAAAUUGGACCCAAUCGGCUCCCAUCCUUCCAUUACCCUUCAGAUCAUUUGUCUCUGGUGUGUGACUUCAGCUUUAAUGAGGAACCCGACGAGCUUUUAUAAAAGCUUGUCUGUGUGUUUUUAGUCACAAGUCUUAACCAGGGAGGUUUCAGGAAACUGAAAUAGGAUAAGUAGUUGCCCAAAAAAAGAUUCUAGUUUCUGUCAUUUCAUUUUUCAUGUUUCCAGCAUGCCCUUAGAAAAGACUCUAUUCGUUCACAACCCUUUUCAGUUAAAACCUGCAGUGAAAAGGCGUUCGCACUCCAGUUGGGGCUGGUAUUGUUUCCUUUCCCUUUCCAUCUUCAGUCAGUCACUUACAGGCAUUCAGUUAGGUUUAUUUCGAAGCUUUUUCCAGUUUGAGGCUGCUGUAAAAACUCAGGCUUGCUGGAUAGAGUCCUCCAUAGUUAACAUUAAGUAUGUAGGGACGGUUUCUUUAGACAGCAUUUCAAGUUAUUUAUUUGUGGGUUUUUAAAUGUCAACAGGAUGUGCAUGGCAGUAUUUAUUUUUUAUACCUUUAUGUAAAAUUAAGUAAAUUAUAGCAUUAUGAACAUUUUAGAACCAUGCAAAAAACACAAGUUAUAGAAAAAGUAACAUUUCAUCUGGUGGUCUAACAACAUGUGUAUAAGGAACUGCUCGACCUGGAGGGUGUUUGCUAUUUGAUGUAUUAUCAGGUCUGCGAUACAUUCUUCAUAAAUAACCCUUGUGGUCCCUCCAUGUUCUCCAUGACUGUGUUUCUUGAAGGAUUCCAAUUAGUGUUCAAUUAAAUGAAUGUUUUCAUUAUUUAAUCACUA
Molecule: messenger RNA, 2365 nt
Organism: Heterocephalus glaber (naked mole-rat)
Lineage: Eukaryota; Metazoa; Chordata; Mammalia; Rodentia; Bathyergidae
Source: RefSeq, a predicted model, not a curated record